UACACAUUCAGCUCCAGCCAUAUCUAUUGCUACAACUAGAAUUACAGCUGCACCCACAACCAUUACUCCAACUGCAAAUCCAGCACCAACCAUGACAACUGCACCAACUACAAGUUCAGCUCCAGCCACUUCCAUUGCUCCUACUACAAGUGAAGCAGCACCCACAACCAUUUCUCCAUCUACUACUGCAGCCUCAAUGACAACAAUUGCCCCAACAACAAGUGCAGCUCAAACUCCUGCAAUUUCUGCAGCUACGAAUGUAGCAUCUCCCUCAACCAUUACUCUAACUACAAGUGCAGCACCAGCCACAAUAAUUGCUCCAAUUGCUAGUGGUGCUACAGCCACAACAAUUGCUGCAAGUAUAAGUGGAGCUGCAACCACAGUAAAUGUUCCACCCACCACUGUAGGUCCAACAACCGGUAAAUCUUGGAGCACUGCUCAUCUAAUAGCUACCACUGUAUCUCCCACCACAAUUGCUGCAGAAACUACAUAUUUAGCACCAAUCAGAACAAUUGCUCCAUCUACAAGUGCAGCUCCAUCCACAACAAUUCGCCUAAAUACCAGUGGAGUUCCAACCACAAGUAUUCCACCCACAACUGAAGGUCCUACAACAACUGAAUCCCUGAGCACGCCAUCUCCAGUAACAACAACUGUAUCUGUCACCACAAUACCUGCAGAAAAUACAAAUGCAGCGCUAACCACAACAAUUGCUCCAACUACAAGUGCAGCACUACCCACAAAAAUUCCUCCAAGUGCAGCCCCACCUAAAACGAUUCCUCCAACUACAAGUGAAUCUCCAGUAACAACUGCCCCAACUACAAGUACAGCACCACCAAAAACAACUGCCCCACCCACAAGUGGACCUUCAACCACUACAACUGUUGCAGCUGCAACUGAAGGUCUUACAACAACUGAAUCUCUGAGGACCACAACUAGUCUGUUGACUAAAACUGUGUCUCCCCCCAAAACCACUGCAGAAAGUACACCAACUACAAGUGCAGCACCACCAACAACAAUUACUCAAACUCCAGGUGUUGCCCUACUCACAACAACUAUUCCAAGUACAAGUGUAGCACCACCCAAAACAAUUUCUCCAACUACAAGUGAAGCUCCAACUACAAGUGUUCCACCCACAACUGAAGGUCCUGCGACAACUGAAACUCUGAGCACAUCAAGUAAUCCAAGAACUACAAUGGUAUCUCCCACGACAACAUCUUUAGCAAGUGCAGGUCCAACCCGAUCAAAUUUUCCAACCACAAGUCAAAGUCCUACAAGUGAAUCUCUGACCACCAGAAAUGGUCCAACAUCUACAUCUGUAUCUUUUGCUACUGCGACUUCUCCCUCCAUUACUGCAAGUGUUCUACCUAUUCCAGCUGCCCCAACUCUCUCUGGAAUGACGACCACCAAAGCCGCUCAAACAACCUGGAAACCAGCUACCAGCCAUGUCAAUGUUUUUAUUUUCAUCCGACUUGUGUUCCACACCAUGAAACCCGUCCCGUGUGAGUGUGAGAUUAUACCCCUGGUCAGCACUCUCUUGAAUGGUCAUGAAAGUCACUCGAUUGAUCCAGUGAAGUUCCAAAAAAGUGCUUUUGAGAAACUAUCCAAAAAUUCAUUUGCUUUGAGUCUGGGCUAUCAGAUAAAUAACAUGGAUAUGCCAGUGAACUUUGGACAAAGGCGUGAGACGUACAAAUCAAUUCAGAACUCCAUCGACAACCUGUUGAACAUCAUUCUGAGCAAACCUGGUGCAAAUCUUUCCAUCUUUCCACAAGCAAAAUAUAUGUACGCGCCUAACCAGAUUAAUGCAACUGUGGAGUACGUCUAUCGGCAAGAUGACAUCAAACGGCCAAGCAAAUUCUUGUCUGCGAUACUGACAAUUAGUGGUCUGGCCCCCACCGCAGCCCCCCCCACCACAAGGGGCCCUGUCCUGCAGCUGAUCACAAGUACAGCAGGCAGGUUCCCUGGAUGGGCCCUGGCCAUCAUCAUCCCCUGCAGUAUCAUCAUCCUCCUCCUCCCCUUCUGGAUCUUCCUGGGUUGUCAGCUGUGUGGUUGCUGUGCGGCCAUUAAGAGACGUUGGCACAGGAGGCAGGCCUACCACAUUCAGCAGUACAGGACGCAUCUCAUAUGAGAGGGUGGAGCUCUGAGCAUUAGCUGGAAUCUGAAAACCUGUAAAGCUUUAUCAUGACUAUUGUUUUAUUAUGAAUGUUCGUCCAGCACAUACUGUAAAUAGCAACUGUAUGGCUGAACAAUGUAAUACUUCUCUGAGAAAUCCAUGUAAUGAGAUCAAAGGGGAAAUAGCAAAAAAUUCACAUUUAUUAAUUUAGCUAUUCUGUCAUGCUUCAUUUCAUAUGUAUUGUUUAUUUCAAGGCAUUUUUGUAAUUUGGAAAGGUUGAAAACAAAUAUAUUGCUUAGCAAAACAAAUCACUAUAGAAUGUCAUUUUUUCCUCUUGUUUUCAAUUUUUUUUCUAAAACAAUAAAGAAUUUUAAAAGUU
Messenger RNA from Anguilla rostrata (American eel), 2489 nucleotides. Its product is annotated as mucin-2-like. Lineage: Eukaryota; Metazoa; Chordata; Actinopteri; Anguilliformes; Anguillidae. The transcript is spliced from 7 exons. The coding region runs from base 92 to 2125 and encodes 677 amino acids. The record is from RefSeq and is a predicted model, not a curated record.